This is a messenger RNA of Mytilus trossulus (common blue mussel), 2054 nucleotides long. Its product is annotated as caspase-3-like. The record is from RefSeq and is a predicted model, not a curated record. The transcript has 9 exons. NCBI's taxonomy places the organism in Eukaryota, Metazoa, Mollusca, Bivalvia, Mytilida, Mytilidae. The coding region runs from base 78 to 1334 and encodes 418 amino acids. Gene Ontology annotation, biological process: proteolysis; regulation of apoptotic process. Gene Ontology annotation, molecular function: cysteine-type endopeptidase activity.
UUUCAUUCGGAACUAAUAAUAACAAACAAACUGAAAGUACAUUUAUAAAUAGGGAUUACAGGAAGAGAAGGUAAUAAAUGGCUGUAGAUCCUAAGAAAGCUUUGAUAAAGAACAGGGUAGCCAUUGUGCGAGACUUAGCUAAUGGAGAUGAUGUGGCUGAUUGCCUGUAUGCUAACAAAUUAUUUACUGAAGAUAUGAGAGAUUCUGUUCUGCAAGAACCUGAAAAAGAAAAGAAAAAUCGUUUAAUACUUGAUACACUUGGCCGCAGGGGACAAAAGGCAGCUAAAGGUCUUCAUGAUGCAUUCCUUGAUACUGAAAACAGUGAACUUGCAAAGCUACUGGCACCUUACAUUAAAGUUAUUGAAAGUGAGGAAAACAGAUACAGGCCCAAAGAAUGGCCUCCUAAUAGUGAAGAACAAGAUAAGAUGCAGAAAGAUUCAGUUAGAAGAAUAAAAGAUUUAAAGAGUCCAUCAUACAUUCAUGAGUACACAGAUGAAAAUGUGUACGAGAUCAGAAAUAAAACCAGAGGCAAAGUUUUUAUAAUAAAUAAUGUGGAAUUUCAAACAAAAAAAUUAAGUACAAGGCAGGGAUCUGAAAAGGAUGCUGAAAAUAUGAAGAGUCUGUUUACAGAAUUGCACUUUGAUGUUGUGCAGAAAGACAAUUUGACAGGACAGGACAUGUUAAAGUUUCUGAAAGAAGAGAGAAAUAAAGUGGAUUGGGAUACCAUGGAUUGUGUAAUACUAGUUGUAAUGAGUCAUGGUCAUACCACUGGCAUUUUUGGCACAGAUGGUCAAGAAAUUGAAUUAAAGAAAAUAACAGAAUUGUUUGAAUCAUCACAGUGCCCUGGACUUAAUGAAAAACCAAGACUUGUGUUUGUACAGGCAUGUCGUGGAGAAAAUAAAGAAUCAGAUCAUAUAGGCACUGGAGUCCAGGUGUCUGGGAGUGAUAGUGUUACCGAAGGAGUACAGGCCAUGUCUUUAGGUACAGAUCAGACAGAUGCAGUUGCACAGAUGCCAAAUGAAGAUUUGAAAGAAAAGAAAACUGUUCAUUCUGCUGCAGAUUUUUUGAUAGCUUAUGCUACACCUGAAGGUACUCCAGCUUACAGACAUAUACAUGUAGGUUCAUGGUUCUUAAAUGCAAUCGUAUGGACAUUCAAAUACCAUGCCCAUCAAGAGGAAAUUCAGCAUAUGCUAUUAAAAGUUAACGAAUUAGUGUCACAAGGAAGGACAAUGGCAGGAAAUUUGACUGUGUCAGAAAUAAAAAACAAUUUGAGGAAAAAGUUUUACUUCUUUCCAGGUGUAUAUGAUGAUCCACCUAAGUUUAUUGAUGGUUAGAACUGUAGAAAAUAAUGUAGUCUGACCUUUAACAGACGGAUCUCAAAAUGAAGACAAGAUUGACCUAAAUUGAUUGGUUAAAACAAAAAGCUCUUUUUAACAAAAAGUACAGUUUACUUACUAGAUAGCAAAUUUCAAAUGUACAUUAAAUUUACAACUUCAUUUGGACUAAGAGGAGCAAGAAUCUGAAUUUCAAAUGUAUACGGCUGUAGAAGAUGGGUCUGAAAUGAUGAUGGAAUACCUCAAAUAUAUGCAAUAUAAAUAGCACAAAUGGCUGUUUUUUUUAUAUUUUUAAUAGCUUUCUGUAUCAAUAUUUUUGUUAAAAAUUUCUUAAGUUUUAUUUAAUUUGAUAAAAGAUUUUGAAUAUAAAAUUGAUUGUGCACAUGCUUAAAAUCAGAUAAAUGCAAUUAUGUUAGUGCAAUGUUUUUAAAAAGACUGACUGCCUUUUGAAAUUUGAUACAGCUGCAUGUAAAAGAGGAUUUUAUAGUAUUUUCUUCUUUGUUUGUUAGUUAAAGUAUCUUUUUUUUAUUUUCAUAUUCCUGAUUUGUUUCAGCUAACAAUUGAUAUUUCAUUACAGUAUAAGUAUAUUUUUGUUUUGCGGAGGCUUACAAUGUCUCAUACGUCUUACAGUUAUGAGUCUUAAAUGGUUUUGAUAGUUUACCUUGCAUAUGAUAAUGUAUAUAAAAUUUUGACAAUAUAAUAAACUAAUUAUUUAUUUAA